Molecule: messenger RNA, 240 nt
Organism: Penicillium soppii
Lineage: Eukaryota; Fungi; Ascomycota; Eurotiomycetes; Eurotiales; Aspergillaceae
Exons: 1
Coding region: 1-240 (79 amino acids)
Source: RefSeq, a predicted model, not a curated record
AUGUACAUGUAUCUCACGAACGUCAUCGCCACGCGAUUGACAGCAGACCAACGACAGCGACCAUGUUUGCUCCGCAGCAGACACAUCACACCGAGAACUGGUUUGCCUGCUGAACCUGCAUACCUAUCUACUGCCACACAUGCAGCUGGUGCAUUCGGCCAAAACCUUGUUGCGCCGCAGGGCGUGACCCCGCCAAGCAUUUCCGAAGUGUUGUUCGAGCCGACGCUACGAUCUGAUUGA